Messenger RNA from Saccoglossus kowalevskii, 1563 nucleotides. Its product is annotated as arylsulfatase-like. The record is from RefSeq and is a predicted model, not a curated record. Lineage: Eukaryota; Metazoa; Hemichordata; Enteropneusta; Harrimaniidae. Gene Ontology annotation, molecular function: arylsulfatase activity.
AUGAACGAGUCAUCGUUGUUGUUAUGGUUAGUGAUUCUCGGCUCCAUCCCAGCAGGAGGAUGGUCACUAAGGCAACCACUGAAAAAGCCCAACAUCAUCGUCUUCUUUGCUGAUGAUAUGGGCUAUGGCGAUCUGUUAAGCUAUGGUCACCCAACGCAAGAGUAUGGUGCAAUAGACCAGAUGGCGGCAGAAGGAAUCCGAUUUACGCAGUGGUACAGUACUAGCUCGGUAUGCACUCCAAGCAGGGCUGCGUUGUUAACUGGUAGACUACCAGUUAGAAGUGGAUUCUAUGCUACGAAUGGUCCAACACAUGAGAGAGUGUUUCUGACUUCUGGAGGCGGUGGUCUACCAAGAGAUGAGGUUACUUUACCCGAAGCCUUGAAGAAUGUGGGCUAUUCGACUGGCAUGGUUGGAAAGUGGCACCUUGGUAUAAAUGCAUAUCGUCAUGAUGAUGGUUACCAUCUUCCUACGCAUCAUGGAUUUGACUUUGUUGGUACUGUGCUGCCUUUCACCAAUCACUGGGCGUGUGAUUCACAUAAAAUUCAUUUACCUCAUGCCAACAGAAAGCUCUGUUUUCUUUAUUACAACACAACUAUUACUCAACAACCAAUCAAUCAUGAUAACCUGACGGCAACACUGGUGCUUGAUGCCAAAUCAUUCAUCUAUGACAAUCAAGAGAAUCCAUUUUUUCUGUAUUUUUCAUUUGCACAUAUGCAUGCAAAUCUCUUUACAGCUCGUAGGUUUAAAGGUUCAUCCAAACGAGGUCGAUAUGGUGAUGACAUGAACGAGAUGUCCUGGGCUGUUGGAGAAAUCCUGGAUACCAUCCGAUCUACAGGCCUAUCGCAUAAUACUCUGGCUUUCUUCAUCUCUGACAAUGGACCCCAUGUUGAGAUAUGUGAAGAAGGUGGUUCCCCAGGAAUGUUGAAAGGAGGUAAAGCUACUAGCUGGGAGGGUGGUAUCCGGGUUCCUGCCAUCGCCUGGUGGCCUGGCGUCAUCGCUGGCGGACAGGUUUCUAGCCAGGUGGUUAGCACAAUAGAUGUAUUUGCCUCUGCGGUUGAUUUUGCAGGAGGCACCCUGCCACAUGACAGAAUUAUUGACAGUCUGAGUUUAAAAUCAUUGCUUCUCCAUAAAGCUCAGUCUCCCCACCAAGUGCUCUUCUUCUACUGUUCUGAUCGCCUGAUGGCUUUGAGGUACAAUUCAUACAAAAUUCAUUUCCAUUCUCAUUCAUUCCCUAGCGAAGAAUUCAUCCGCUACUAUGCUUGUCCUGAUGGAGGGCUUCCUGUGACACAGUUUUACUAUUGUUAUGAUUGCUAUGGCAACUGCAUUACUUCCCACAAUCCUCCACUUAUCUACAAUGUGGAAAAAGACCCUGGAGAGAAACAUCCACUGUCGCCAUGGCAACACAAGGAAAUGAUUGAAAGUGUAAUGGCCGUAGUUGCCGAGCAUAAAAGAGGAGCAGGAGUUAGAGGAGGAGCGGGAGGGGAAAAGGAGGAGGAAGAGGAGGAGGAGGAAGAAGAAGAAGGAGAGCAAAGUGAGAAGGAAGAAAAGGAUGUUUUAGAAUAA